UAAUGUUUGGGAUUCCUGUUUGUAUGACCGCAAGGUUUUCUGGGAAGCAGCAAUAAACAACGAGAGUCCGCCAUUACUGUUUAUUCGUUUUGAUCCUAAGGUUUUUCUCAAAUACAUUACAUUUUUUGGCGACGAGGAUUUCGGAAAUGGCAACCUACGGCAAAAUAGACGAAUUCGACAGAGAUUCUGAUUCAUGGGAACAGUAUAUCGAGCGUCUAAACUUCUAUUUAGAAGCAAAUGGAGUAACUACGUCUGACGAUGACUUGAAAAUACGCCGUGCAAUCCUCCUCAGUUCGGUAGGGAAAAAAACCUACAAAUUAAUGUCUGAUCUGCUGGCCCCAGCGAAACCUGGAGAGAAAUCUUAUGCUGACUUGUGCACCUUGGUAAAGAGCCAUUUCAACCCAAAACCGAGUGAAAGCGUGCAACGGCACAAGUUCAAUAACCGUUUCAGAUUGAGCGGGGAGAACGUGUCUGACUUUGUAGCGGCUCUACGAAACAUGGCAGAAUACUGCAAUUUUGGUGGCAGUCUGGAAAAUAUGCUGCGUGAUCGUCUGGUGUCUGGAAUUAACAAUGAAAGAAUCCAAAGGCGUUUGCUAUCAGAAGAGAACUUAACUUUCAAAAAAGCUUACGACAUUGCUUCGUCUAUGGAAACGACCGCACAGCACAUGGCCGAUCUUCAAUCUGCUCCUUCUACGUUAAGUUCAACGUCUGCAUCUGUAAAAAAGGUCAGUUCUUCGCCCUUACCGCGUUCUAAAAGCGAAAAUAAAGAGUGUUAUCGUUGUGGAAAAAAUCACCACCCGUCAAAAUGUCGUUUCAAGGAGGCCACGUGCCAUUAUUGUAAAAAGAAAGGACAUAUUGUUGCCAAAUGUCUCAAAAAAGCAAAAAAGUCGUCCGAGACAACCAAGCCAAAUUCAAACCACCAUCCAAAACAAGGGAAACCAGCAAUUCAUGUCCUGGAUACUGAUAAAGAAAUAGAAGAUGAAGAUAUAUAUCCAUUGUUUGCUGUCAGUCAAGGCAACCGCCAAAAUCCGUAUUUAGUAGAUGUUGAAUUAAAUGGUCUUAAAGUUCAAAUGGAACUGGACACUGGUGCAUCACUUUCAGUAAUCGGAGAGGACAUUUUUUAUCAAUUGAAGAACAUUGAGGGUUCAUCUCUCAAUCUGCAAGAUACCAAGCUAACCUUGAAAACAUACACCGGGGAGACAAUUCCAGUUUUAGGAAAGCUUGUAGUGGAAGUCAAGUACAAGGACUUCUUUGAACACUUGCCAGUUAUAGUUGUACAAGGCAAGGUGCCCAGUCUUUUUGGACGAGAUUGGUUACAACAUGUUAAGUUGUCAUGGCCAGAGAUUUUCCUAGUUCAAGUUGUAUCCCCUGAUGUGUCUGACCUGCUAAAGAAACAUGAAAAUUUAUUCAAGGAAGGACUAGGGACAAUUCAAGGAGUGAAAGCAAAGAUAUACGUUGAUCCUCAAGCCAAACCCAAGUACUUCAAACCUCGCACGUUAGAAUAUGCACGACGUCAGAAGGUAGAGAGAGAAUUGGACCGUUUGUUAGAAGAAGGAACAAUUCGUCCAGUUCAAUUUUCGGAAUGGGCAACACCCAUUGUGCCCAUUGUCAAAUCUGAUGAGUCUAUACGCAUUUGUGGAGACUUCAAAGUUACUUUGAACCAAGUUAGCAAACUUGACAAUUACCCAAUUCCUAAAACAGAGGAUCUGCUAGCUCAACUUGGAGGUGGAGUGCAGUUUACAAAACUAGAUCUGAGUCAAGCUUAUCAACAACUUGAGUUAGAUGAAGAAUCAAAGAAGUACACCACUAUCACCACUCAUAAAGGCCUAUUUGAGUACAAUAGACUGUGCUACGGCAUUGCCUCAGCCCCUGGGAUUUUCCAACGCACAAUGGAAAAUUUACUGCAGGGUAUUCCGAAUGUUGUAGUACGAAUAGAUGAUAUUCUCAUUGCCGGGAAGACAUCAGCAGAUCAUCUCAAAAGUCUAACAGAAGUCCUGUCACGUCUGGACAAAGCUGGCGUCCGUCUUAAACGUUCGAAGUGCAUUUUUCAAGCACCUGAAGUCACUUACCUGGGACACCGCAUAGACAAGAUGGUAUCCACCCCCUUGACGAGAAAAUCAAAGCAAUUCAAGAGUCACCGAGACCUUCUAAUCUGAAAGAACUGCAAGCCUUUUUAGGCAUGCUUAACUAUUACGCUUGUUACAUACCUAACAUCACUACAAUACUAUCUCCUUUACAUCAGCUGUUAGUCAAAGACACACCUUGGAACUGGAGUGAAGCACAUGAAAAA
Nematostella vectensis (starlet sea anemone) is the source of this 2290-nucleotide messenger RNA. RefSeq lists its product as uncharacterized. Bases 147 to 2156 code for a protein of 669 amino acids. Lineage: Eukaryota; Metazoa; Cnidaria; Anthozoa; Actiniaria; Edwardsiidae. The record is from RefSeq and is a predicted model, not a curated record. The transcript has a single exon.